UAAAUCCACAUACUCAACUCCAUUCUAUCACUAACUAUCACUCACUCCAUUUCCUCUUCUUUCUCUCUCAAUGGCUGUGCGAACCCUGUUGAGCAGAAAAACCCUAGCCUCCGUGCUCCUCCGCAAUGACAUCGGAGCGGGAGGCAUGGCGGCGGCAGCAGCAGCAGGAGCUGCUCAAACUCAUUCCCGUGGCAUCCAUGCCCUCACGCUUCCCGAUCUCGGUUACGAUUAUGGCGCCUUGGAGCCUGUCAUCAGCGGCGAAAUCAUGCAAAUCCAUCACCAGAAGCAUCACCAGACUUACAUCACCAACUACAACAAGGCUCUCGAGCAGCUUCAAGAUGCCAUCGCCAAGUCCGAUUCCUCAGCCGUCGUUAAGCUCCAGAGUGCAAUCAAAUUCAAUGGCGGAGGUCAUGUCAACCAUUCCAUUUUCUGGAAAAAUCUAGCUCCCCCUCGUGAAGGAGGUGGAGAAUCACCCCAUGGCUCCAUGGGAUGGGCCAUUGACACACAUUUUGGUUCUUUUGAAGCAUUGAUAAAAAAGGUCAACGCAGAAGGUGCGGCACUACAGGGGUCUGGAUGGGUCUGGCUUGGUCUGGACAAAGAGUUCAACAAGCUUGUUGUUGAAACCACCGCAAACCAGGAUCCACUGGUUACUAAGGGAUCAAGCUUGGUUCCAUUGUUUGGUAUAGAUGUUUGGGAACAUGCAUACUACUUACAGUACAAGAAUGUUAGACCAGACUAUUUGAAGAACAUUUGGAAAGUUAUCAACUGGAAAUAUGUCAGUGAAGUGUACGAGAAAGAGAGUUCUGCUUGAAAGCGCUGCUUAGGAUAUGGAACCUGAGAUGGCCGGUUUGCAGCAUGUUCAGAGAUGGAAUAAAAUGAAGUGGUAGUAGAUAACACACCUUCCUUAGUGCAGGGUUAUGUUAUAAGGAAUAACUGUUAUGUAAUUGUACUUGAGAAUCAUGUCAUGGUCUGCUUAUGUCUUCAUGCAUUUUCUGAUGAUCGGGUAAGAUACUAUUUUUUUUCCCCAUCGAUGUGUAUCUUUUUGCUUCUAGAAUAAUGUACGGACUUGUGAAAUUCAAGCGCUCUGACCAAUUGCUUGGUGGGAAUCAGGAACCAGUUUCAAGUA
Lotus japonicus is the source of this 1126-nucleotide messenger RNA. Its product is annotated as superoxide dismutase [Mn], mitochondrial-like. Gene Ontology annotation, cellular component: mitochondrion. Bases 71 to 811 code for a protein of 246 amino acids. NCBI's taxonomy places the organism in Eukaryota, Viridiplantae, Streptophyta, Magnoliopsida, Fabales, Fabaceae. Gene Ontology annotation, molecular function: superoxide dismutase activity; metal ion binding. The record is from RefSeq and is a predicted model, not a curated record. The transcript is spliced from 6 exons. Gene Ontology annotation, biological process: superoxide metabolic process.